This is a messenger RNA of Eptesicus fuscus (big brown bat), 624 nucleotides long. It is a transcript of the gene TCF23, whose product is annotated as transcription factor 23. Gene Ontology annotation, biological process: developmental process; regulation of transcription by RNA polymerase II. The coding region runs from base 1 to 624 and encodes 207 amino acids. NCBI's taxonomy places the organism in Eukaryota, Metazoa, Chordata, Mammalia, Chiroptera, Vespertilionidae. Gene Ontology annotation, molecular function: DNA-binding transcription factor activity, RNA polymerase II-specific; protein dimerization activity; RNA polymerase II transcription regulatory region sequence-specific DNA binding. The record is from RefSeq and is a predicted model, not a curated record. The transcript has 3 exons.
AUGUCACAGAGAAAGGCCAGAGGGGCACCGGCCAUGCCGGGAGGGGGGCAGAGCCCGGCGAAGGCCAGGCCGAGGCUGCUAGCGGGCACCCACAGCAGGAGGAGCCGCCUGAGCAGGACCAGGCAGGACCCGUGGGAAGGGACCAGCUGGAGCAGCCAGAGGUGGAGCAGAGCUGCCCCCGCCCCGAGAGGGGCCAGGGCCGGGAGCCUGGCUGGUGUCAGGAGUGAGGUCAGUCCUGAGAACGCCGCGCGGGAGCGGAGCCGGGUGAGGACGCUGCGCCAGGCCUUCCUGGCCCUGCAGGCCGCUCUGCCUGCAGUGCCCGCGGGCACCAAGCUCUCCAAGUUGGACGUGCUGGUGCUGGCCACCAGCUACAUAGCCCACCUCACCCGCACGCUUGGCCACGAGUUGCCUGGCCCCGCCUGGCCACCCUUCCUGCGUGGACUCUGCUUCCUGCACCCCCUCAAGAAGUGGCCGAUGAGAUCUCGUCUCUAUGCUGGAGGCCUGGGGUGCUCUGGCCUUGACUCCACCACAGCCACCACCCUGGGCCAAAGAACCAAGGAGGCAGAGGCCAGGCCCCAAGUCCCUGGAGAGGCAGAUGCUCUCCUCCCCACCAGUUCUUGGUGA